Molecule: messenger RNA, 1476 nt
Organism: Microthlaspi erraticum
Lineage: Eukaryota; Viridiplantae; Streptophyta; Magnoliopsida; Brassicales; Brassicaceae
Source: the annotation of a GenBank genome assembly
AUGACGAAAGUGUGUCCUGAAAUCGAAGAAAGGACAAUACCACAAGAAUCAGCUCUUACAGUAUCAAGAGACGUGAGCUUUGCUUCUAAUCAUUUCCCAACGUACAAAUUAGGACCUGAAAACCAGAUACUAGAGGAACCAAAAGAAGAUGAAAAAGGUCCUUCAGUGCAAGAAACCGUCGAGACAGAGAGCGACAAGUUAUCUGAUCAGCACAAGCGUCUUUCAGUCCGUGACCUCGCUAGUAAAUUCGACAAGAAUUUGGCUGCAGCUGUUAAUUUGGCUGAUGAGGCUAAGUUAAGAGAAGUUGCUUCUUUGGAAGGACAUGUUAUGCUGAAGAAGCUAAGGGAUGCUUUAGAAUACAUGAGAGGACGCACUGAUGGGCAAGACAAGGAAGAUGUGGAGAAAGCUAUCUCUAUGGUUGAAGCACUAGCUGUCAAGUUAACUCAGAAUGAAGGAGAGCUAAUUCAAGAAAAGUUUGAAGUCAAGAAACUUGGAAACUUCCUCAAGCAGGCUUCAGAAGAUGCAAAGAAGCUGGUAAACCAGGAAAAAUCAUUCGCUUGUGCUGAGAUCGAAAGUGCAAGAGCCGUUGUGCUUAGACUUGGAGAGGCAUUUGAAGAACAAGAGCGAAGUUCCGAAGCUACUAGAGCUCAAGGACCGGAUGUUGAGAAAUUGGUUGAGGAGGUUCAAGAGGCUAGACAAAUCAAACGGAUGCAUCACCCAACAAAGGUGAUGGGGAUGCAACACGAGCUUCAUGGUUUAAGAAGUCGAAUCCAAGAGAAGUAUAUGAUUUCUGUUAAACUUCAUCAAGAGAUAGCAAUAAUCAAGAGAGCAGAGGAAUCCAAGAACUGUCCAUUUGUUCUUGAAGGCAAACAAAGUCUCGGCUCUUGCUUAAGAAUCCGUGUCUCCUCAGAAAAUGCUGUAGAUCUUUCCAACUGUUCAAUCCAGUGGUACCGUGCAGCUUGUGAAACUAGUCGAAGGGAAGCUAUAUCUGGUGCCAAUGGAUCGGUAUAUGCUCCAGAACCAUUUGAUGUUGGGAGGAUAUUACAGGCAGACAUUCUUUCAAGUGGACAAAAGUUCACAGUUACAACCGAUGGUCCAAUUGAUCCUGAUUCUGGAUUGCAGUCUCGCUUAGAGUCUCUGAUGCGAAAGUCUAACAGUGAAUUCAGUGUGGUUAUAUCACAGAUGAAUGGACAAGACUAUGCAUCACGAUCUCAUGUCCUUACCGUUGGAAAGACGAGGAUCAAGCUGUCUCGAGGAUGGAUCUCAAAGGCGAGAGAAAUAUAUUCGACAUCCAUGCAGCUCUGUGGAGUUAGAGGCAAUAUUAAGGCUCCUGGCAAGGCAUUGUUCUGGCAACCAAGAAAGAGUCUAACUUUCAUACUAACCUUUGAGUCAGAACAAGAACGUAACGCAGCCAUAGCCCUUGCUCGCAAAUACGCUUUCGAUUGCAAUGUUACAUUGCUUGGGCCAGAUGAUUAA